This is a messenger RNA of Panicum virgatum (switchgrass), 894 nucleotides long. RefSeq lists its product as uncharacterized. The transcript is spliced from 2 exons. The record is from RefSeq and is a predicted model, not a curated record. Bases 33 to 713 code for a protein of 226 amino acids. NCBI's taxonomy places the organism in Eukaryota, Viridiplantae, Streptophyta, Magnoliopsida, Poales, Poaceae.
UUUUUUUUUAGCACAAUCCGUUUCGGACACUGAUGAGAAACGGCUGCGCAAAUGUGGCCCGUGGGCCAAAUCAAAAGCAAUUCCGGUCUCGAAACGGCCCGCCACGUUGCGACAGAUAUCCAAAUCCGGCCCGGUUGGUAUUCGGCCCAGUAGACACAUUCUCGGCCAGGUUCCGGAUCCCGAAGCCCCUGCGCGGGCUCGCCGGUCGCCGCCACCGCCGCAUCGCCGGCGGGACGGUGGUCGACCUGUCCGCCCAUCCGCUUGCCCGCUUCGCCCUCCUCUUCCAGCUCCCUCUAUCCGCCGGCCUCCUCUUUCCUGGCAUUGGUGGCGACGGUCGCCACAGGCACGUGCGGUGCGUCGGCGCCUUCGCUGUUCGUUUUCGCGGCGGCGGCGCGGGCGAGGCGGGCGGGACACCAUGGCCGUGCGCCUGCGCUGGCCUGGCUCUGGCUGGGUGGCGCCGGCAGAAUGCCUUGGCCUCUGAUGGCUGCGGAAUGCGGAGGCCGGCGGCAGCGCCGCAGCGGCACUACUCUAUUUCUGUAGGACGCAAUUCUGUGGACAGGAUUGCUCAACCAGCUAACUACUUGCAUGCUGUGAGUAUCCCUGGUGGCUGGUGCCAUCAUCCUGUGGGUGCAGGUAAUACCUGUUCAGGAGCUGAAUGCUCGAUGGUGAUGGAGGUUUGGAGGGUUUUAACUUCAUAUCUGGAAAUUAAGUAAACCACUUUUUUCUGUUAGUUUGGUUUGGUUAUAUUCAAUAGUUAAUCUUGUGGAACUGGUGCAAAUCUGUAGAAGAAUUCACUUUUCGAAUUCGCAAAGCUUCUCCCUAGUUCUGUUGACUGAUUAAUGCCUAUAUGUAUUGUGAAAUUACUUAUAAACCUAGUAACCUUAUGUUGCUAAA